Molecule: messenger RNA, 1237 nt
Organism: Pungitius pungitius (ninespine stickleback)
Lineage: Eukaryota; Metazoa; Chordata; Actinopteri; Perciformes; Gasterosteidae
Exons: 2
Coding region: 64-774 (236 amino acids)
Biological process (GO): positive regulation of T cell proliferation; T cell costimulation; immune response
Cellular component (GO): external side of plasma membrane
Source: RefSeq, a predicted model, not a curated record
UCACUUUAGUGUUUGUGAAGCAGCUGUGAAGCAUCAGCACACACUCCUCAGAAACAUCUGGAGAUGGAGUCUAAAGGCUCCAUGUUAAAGCUGUCACUUUGUCACCUCCUCCUCUCCUUCUCUGUCUCCUCAGCAGGGUCAUUUGUAGUGAAUGUGACACAGAGCUGGUAUCAUGCAGAGGAGAACCACAACAUCUCACUGGAAUGGAUGUUCCCCACCAGCACGGACCACUCCACCAACUCCCUCUAUGUCUCCUGUGAGAUGCAAACUGAUGAGAAAUGCGUCCUGUUGAGUCUAUACAAAGGUGUGGAGGUCCCAGAGUUUCAGGAUAAACGCUUUGCAGGACGAGUCCAGUGGGACAAAGACGUCCUCAGAGAAGGACGACUCAGACUUCACAUCUCCAGACUCCAGACUAAUGACUCUGGGCUGUACUGGUGUGAAGUGUCCUCAGGUAAUGAGAGGAACUCUAAGAAAUGUCACCUCAAUGUCACUGCAGUGAAGGAUCGACCUGAACCUGAGACAACCAGUGACACCAGUCUGAGAGCAGGGAUCGUUUUCUACUGUGCACUGGGACUAGCAGCAGCUCUACUGGGUUAUUCCUUUAUUUUCUGUCUGCGUUACAACAAAAGAGUCUACAAAAUGAUCCAUACAGCCUCAGCUGUUCAGGUGGUGAUCCAUCCCAAACCCAACGCCACGCUACCUCAUAAGAAACAAAACCGGAUUAAGGAGACCAACGUUGGGUCUGCUGGAGAUGGGAGUGAUGGAACAACUUGAGGGCAAUAAAUGAAAAACUAGAAAAAUCUACAAUAAUUUUAAAAGUGUGACCUAGACGGCCCACAGAUGUUGCGGUCACACUCUGAUGGACACAUGUGGACACGUGCGACUACACAAGCUGUGUCUCAGAGUCGCUGCGUCCUUAAGGACGGCUUCAUCGACCACAUACGUCACUUCUGCUGCGACUCGCCGUCCCGUUCUGUCGGCUCCUCUAAACGAGGUCGAGGAUCUCAGCCCUCCAGGAGCCGAUUUGAAGGACACAUCAGAUCUAUCCUUUGGGGCCCAGCAUAUCCCAGCAUGCAGUGCAGGCCGACGAGGAUUUAAUUCAUUCAGGACGGAGGCCGGUGAUCCGACAGCACGAGUUCAGUUUAAGUGUAACGUUAAGUAAUAGAAUUCACUCAAAGUCCAUUUACUGUUCUUAUGAACAUCAAUGUACCAACACACACGUGUGUUCGGAGGUCAG